Helianthus annuus (common sunflower) is the source of this 423-nucleotide messenger RNA. RefSeq lists its product as uncharacterized. The record is from RefSeq and is a predicted model, not a curated record. The coding region runs from base 1 to 423 and encodes 140 amino acids. The transcript has a single exon. Gene Ontology annotation, molecular function: RNA-DNA hybrid ribonuclease activity; nucleic acid binding. Lineage: Eukaryota; Viridiplantae; Streptophyta; Magnoliopsida; Asterales; Asteraceae.
AUGGGAGUCAAGCAUAUCGAAGCGCACGUGGAUUCCAUGUUAGUAGCCGGGCAAAUCAACGGCCAGUACGAAGCCAAAGGAGAUGUAAUGGCGCUCUAUCUGGGCCAAGCAAAAACGUUGCUGCAAACCUUCUAUUCCUACAAGGUGCACCACAUAAACAGGAGCGAGAACAAACCAGCAGACGCGCUGAGUAAACUCGCAUCUACAAGCUUUCAACACCUUGCAAAGGAUGUGCGCAUAGAAGUUUUAAGCAACCCAUCUGUCCCACUUCGGGAAGUAUGCGUCAUCCAGACAGGGACAACGUCUUGGAUGACCCCAAUAAUCAUGUACCUUCAGUCCGGGAUACUACCCGAAAACAAAGCGGAGGCAAGAAAAAUCCAAUACAAGGCCGAGCACUACCAGAUGGCCGAUGGAAUUUUAUAA